CCUACCUGGAUUGGAUCUCACUAAUUAGAUAACACUAGCUUUGAACUCACAGAGAUUUGCCUCCUCCCUGAUGGGAUUAAAGGCUGUGUCACCACGCCCUGCUCUAUCCACCAUUUAAGCACAGCCCAGCAGAGGGACUUCCACAGUGCUCUUCUCCGUCCAACAUACAAGGCUGGCAAAUCAACCUCUUCUAACCUCCCACCUCCCAGUUCCUCAAACUCAAGCAAGGCCAGCUCCUCUCCACUUCUCUUCCCUGAGGUCCUGUUCAGCUUGCAGCCCUGGUCCAGCCAACUCCAGUGUGUUAACUCUGGGCCUAUCCUGAGGCUGGACCCAUAGGUGGAGAGAAGUGGGAAAGGCCCUGCCCUGUCACUCUGUCCUUACACUCUGAAGCUCAGUGGACCCCUUGACAGGAUGCUGGACACCUGGGUCUGGGGCACACUCACCUUGACCUUUGGCCUGUUUUCCAGUCUCCAAGGAGUAAGCUUCAAUGAGACUGUAAACACAUGUGACAUCUUAAACUGCAUCAAAGGAUUCACAUGCUGUGAGGAUGACUGCUGCCCAGAAAGAAAGUUCUGGCUCCCUGCAAAUAACCCCUUCAUGAUCGUGUUCAUCAAUGUAUGCAUCAUUCUACCCCUUUUGUGCGUCUGUGCCCUAGUGAAGCACUUCUGUCCCAAGUGCAGAGAACUGCAGCAUGAAUUCAGGACAGUGGAUCAUCAGACUCCUCCAGAACAGCCUUCCAUUGUUCCCCUAGAGAGCAUUAGGGUCACCUCUUUGGAUCCACCACCACCCUACAGUCAGGUUGUUCAGAUGCCAACUCCCACAGAACCACCUCCUCCCUACAGCCUCAGGCCUGAGGGCCCUGCUGGCCAGAUGAGAGGGCGUGCCUACGCAACCCUUUGAGCUUCCACACACACAAACCUCUUGGAUCAAGCCCAGGACCCUGGAAUGACUGCCUAUCCCAUCAUGUCUCUUGUCCUUUGAUUUAAUUUAUUCUGCUGCCUCCUCCCCUUUUGUCAUGAGAGCUAAGCUGGAUCCAUAAUCUCUGUCCACACUAAAGGCUGUUGACAUUUUUAAGAACUGGGGUUGGCUGUCGUGGAUGUAGAGAGAUAAUUGCUAGUGGGCUGCCAAUCUUGUCUGGACAGCUUGCUCUGCCAUCCUACAGCAGCACUUCUGUGCCUGGAAGAGUUUGAAGACUGAACUGCACAGACUCUAAGCCAUCUUCCAGUCAUACUGGACAGAGAGGACCUCACUGUUCCUCACAGCAAUGCAGAAAACACGGGGACUAAGUUUCCACAGCUGGCUGCUAAGUGGGGAUGAGACAAGGUCAGAGGCUGAGGAAACCCUUCCAUCUUCUUCCAGUGGUGACUGACUACACUGACCACCUGCUGGGAGGAUGGAGCAUCCAAGAUGUGAAUGAAUGCAUAGACCUUCACCUUCCUGGGGCGUGGGGGGCACUUAAUAAAUGAACUGAAAAGCU
Mus musculus (house mouse) is the source of this 1477-nucleotide messenger RNA. Its product is annotated as RIKEN cDNA A430060F13 gene. Bases 412 to 900 code for a protein of 162 amino acids. Lineage: Eukaryota; Metazoa; Chordata; Mammalia; Rodentia; Muridae. The transcript has 5 exons. The record is from RefSeq and is a predicted model, not a curated record.